AUGUCAUCAUCAUUAAUCGAUACAUAUUCUUUGUCAUCAAUAGAAACAAAUUCUUUACUUUUAUCACAUGUUCGUACAAUAGUUAAAUUUUACAUAUGGCCAUUACUUGUAGUAUUUGGUUUAACAGGUAAUUGUGUAUCAAUAAUUAUUUUAACUCGACGACGUCUUAUAAGAACAAGCACAAAUAAUUAUUUAACCAUCUUGGCUGGAUUUGAUUCAUGUUAUUUAAUUUUUACACUUCUACUUAAUUUUGGUUCACAUCCAAAAUUUGUUCAUUAUUCAUUUACUCAAACAUUUCUAUAUAUUUUACGUCCAUUAGCAGAUUUUUCUUCAAAUACAGCUACAUGGUUAAUUGUUUGUUUUACACUUGAACGUACAUUAGCUGUAGCUAAACCAAUAUAUGCUAAACGUACAUGUUCAGUACGACGUUCACGUCAUUUAAUAUGUACAUUAUUAAUAAUAUGUUUUUUAAUAACAUUACCAAGAUUUUUUGAAAAAAGUUUAGUACAUAAAAAUUAUAAUAAUGCAAUGAUAUCUAAUUUAACAGAAUUAAAUAAUUUAUCUAAACAACACAAGUUUUUUCCUGAUAUUCACCGCUUAUAUUUAGUAUUUAUAUGUAUUGUUAUUAUAUGGAUACCACUGCUUUUAGUUUGUAUAUGUAAUUCAAUUCUUAUAUGGUAUGUUCAUCGUUCACGUCAUUUUGAUAAUGAUCUUCAAGCCAAAAAUGUCUAUGGACCUUAUCAUAAUUCGUCAGGUUCAAUAAAUAAAUUAGAACAUUCAAAAAAUAACGAACAUAAAUCCCAAUUAACAUUAUCAUCAUCAUUAAAAAAUCGACAUACAUUCCAUUUACGUCGUCAUUGUCGUUCAGUAAUUCAAAAACGUCGCGUAACUAUUAUAUUAAUAUUUUGUUUAUUUGUUGCACUCUUAUUAUGGACACCCCAAAGUUUAUCAUUAACAUAUGAAACAUUAAUUGAAAGUUCUACAGAAAUGUCACAUGAACAUCGAAUUAUUUUACUUAUAUUUAAUAAUUUUUCAAAUUUAUUUCUUUGUAUUAAUGCAUCAACGGAUUUUAUAUUAUAUUGUUUUUUAUCUGAAAAAUUUGCACGAACAUGUAAACAAAUUAUUUUUCGUCAAUGUUCAAAUCAUAAUUUCAUAAAUGGACAACGUGCUCGUUUAGUAUCACUUGAUCGUACAGCAUUUAUUAUACUAAAUACAUCAAAGAAUUUCUAUCAACAACAAUUAGCAACUAAUACAACUGAUAAAUAUUAUCUACAAUUAUAUGAUUUUUAUCAGAAUUCAUUAAAUUUUGAAAGUAAUCAAAAUGAAAAAUGGACAAAGAAGUGUGUUCAUCCAAUAACAAUAAAUAUCAAAAGUGAUAAUCAUAUAUUUUAUCAAAAAACUUUAUUAAAAAAUAAACAAAGACUACAAUAUACUAAAUCAUGUAAAACACAAAUGAAUAUUAUAUCAAAUCCAGCCUUAGAUCAUACAGAUGAAAAUGGUGUAAAUAAUGAAAUUAAUUAUUCAAUAAAUAGUUUGGUAAUGAAGUCGCCUAAACCAUCUUGUUUAGAAUCAGUAUCAAAUAUGUAA
This is a messenger RNA of Rotaria sp. Silwood2, 1587 nucleotides long. NCBI's taxonomy places the organism in Eukaryota, Metazoa, Rotifera, Eurotatoria, Philodinida, Philodinidae. The record is from the annotation of a GenBank genome assembly.